AUGUAUCUUCGGAAAGGACUGGCAUUUGCAGCACUUCCAGUGGCAGCACAAACCGUGUUAGGCCAACAUGUGGUCGACCUCACGGGUGACGGCUGGACUGUCAGUAGUGACGCAUUAAACAUCUCCGUUCCAGGCCAUUUACCUUCCCAAGUACAUUUGGAUCUAUUCGCUGCAAAAGCAAUUGAUGAUCCGUACUACGGACUCAAUGAUUUUGACUUACGUUGGGUCUGCUAUAAUAACUGGACUUACACCAGCCACCCACUGACCACAUUGUCCCCGGAUGCCAAGUCCUCGUGGCUUGUGUUCAAUGGCCUGGAUACAUUCGCCACGAUUGAGGUUUGCGGACAGAUUGUUGGAGCUACCGAUAAUCAAUUUCGACAGUAUACAUUCGAUAUCUCCAGUGCAUUGCGUCAAUGCAAGGGACAUCCAGCCCUAGCUCUGAACUUUGGAAGUGCACCCAAAAUCGCAGAUCAAAUUGCCCAGGAUCCGAACUCUGAAAAAUGGCCAGGAGGCUCCCAGCAAGUCUAUGAGUUCACUAACCGUUGGUACAUCCGCAAGGAGCAGUCUGAUUUCGGAUGGGACUGGGGCCCAGCUUUCGCACCCGCUGGUCCGUGGAGAGAUGCUUACCUUGUGCAGUUUGAACAAAAAGAGAGUGUCUAUAUCUUGAACACCGAUCUAGAUAUCUUUCGCAAGGGCCAAAUCAACCAUCUUUUGCCGGAUCAAACUCAACCUUGGAUUGUCAAUGCCAGCAUCGACUUCCUCGGGUCCCUGCCGCACAACCCGUCAAUGACGAUUGAGAUCAAGGAUGUGGAAUCAGGAAAGAUUCUCAAGUCUGGGAAACUGGAGAAUGUUUCUACCUCUGAUCAAACUAUCACUGGAAGCUUGGAGGUUGAUGCCGAUGGGCCAAGCCUGUGGUGGCCGAACGGUCUGGGCAAGCAAAACCUCUAUUAUGCGACCAUCUCGAUCAACGGUGGCGGUCAAAAGCCCUUGGCUACGGUUACUAAACGCACAGGUUUCCGUACGAUCUUUCUUAAUCGCCUCAAUAUUACUGAUGGACAGCUGGCUCAGGGUAUUGCCCCUGGCGCUAACUGGCAUUUCGAGGUCAACGGUCAAGAAUUCUACGCCAAGGGUUCCAACUUUAUUCCCCCGGAUGCAUUUUGGCCCCGCGUCACCGAGGAAAGAAUGCAGCAGCUUUUUAAUGCUGUCGUUGCUGGAAACCAGAAUAUGCUUCGAGUCUGGGCAUCUGGUGCCUACCUUCCGGAUUUCAUCUACGAUAUCGCAGAUGAGCAAGGAGUUCUGCUGUGGAGUGAGUUUCAAUUCAGUGAUGCUCUAUACCCUAGCGACCCUGAUUUUAUGGAAAACGUGGCAGCCGAAGUUGUCUACAAUGUGAGACGUGUCAACCACCAUCCAUCCCUAGCCUUGUGGGCUGGUGGCAAUGAGAUCGAGAGCUUGGAGUUACCUCUUAUUCGACAGGCUGCCCCUGACAAGUACUCAUUCUACGUCGGGGAAUACGAAAAGCUGUGGAUCACCUUGAUUUUGCCGUUGGUCUAUGACAAUACCCGUUCAAUUUCAUACAUGCCGAGUAGCACAAAUAAUGGCUUCCUCUGGGUUGAUCUUUCCGCUCCUGUCCCGAUGGCUGAGCGCUACGACAACACUACCGCUGGCCACUACUACUCCGAUACAGAUCACUACAACUAUGAUAGCAGUGUUGCCUUUAACUUUGCUAGCUACCCCGUGGGUCGAUUCGCCAAUGAAUUUGGCUUCCAUAGCAUGCCAAGUCUACAGACCUGGCAGCAAGCCGUGAACUCCAGCCAGCUUCACUUUAACAGCAGUACUGUGAUGCUUCGCAACCACCACUACCCCCCUGGCACGACAAGCACGGACAAUUAUAGAAACUCUUCAAGAGGAAUGGGUGAGAUGACAACAGCAGUGGAACGAUACUAUCCUAUUCCUCAUAAGAAAGAUUCUGUGGCAAACUUCGCUGCCUGGUGUCAUGCCACUCAGAUCUUCCAAGCCGACAUGUACAAAAAUCAAAUCAUGUACUAUCGUCGCGGUAGUGGACUUCCAGAGCGGCAGCUCGGCUCGCUAUAUUGGCAACUUGAAGAUAUCUGGCAGGCUCCUACUUGGGCAGGCAUCGAAUACGACGGUCGCUGGAAGGUCCUUCACUAUGUCGCCCGCGACAUCUACAAGCCUAUUAUCGUCACCCCUUUCUUGAACCAUGACACAGGCGACCUUUCUGUUUACGUGAUAUCGGACCUUUGGGAGAAAGCUUAUGGGACGGUGAACAUGACUUGGGUAGACUUGUCGGGAAAUCCUAUUGCUGGCAAUGCCGGAACUCCGCGGAGCAAGUCAUUCACCGUCGGUGGUCUGAACAUUACAAAUGUCUACAAUACAAACACCGCCAAGCUGUCUCUUCCAGAUAAGACAAAUGCUGUUCUUUUGCUUUCCAUUACGGCACGUGGUCGCCUGCCAAAUUCUAGCAAUUCGACUGCUUCUCUGUUUACCCACCAAAAUCAGGUCACGACUGUGUUUCCCCAAAGUCUGUCUCUUGUGGAUCCUAAACUGCAAAUUUCUUAUGAUAGAGCAUCCGGCACAUUUACUGUUGAGGCAAGGAGUGGCGUAUCGCUUUAUACUUGGCUCGACUAUCCUGCUGGCGUUGUUGGCUACUUUGAUGACAACUCAUUUUCUUUGGUUCCAGGUGAGAAAAAGAGGGUCCAUUUCACUGUCCAGAAGGAUGAGACCGGUGGAAAGUGGGUGGAUGGUGUCACUGUCCAGAGUCUGUGGGACCAGACCACUGCAGAGUAA
Messenger RNA from Penicillium macrosclerotiorum, 2805 nucleotides. RefSeq lists its product as uncharacterized. NCBI's taxonomy places the organism in Eukaryota, Fungi, Ascomycota, Eurotiomycetes, Eurotiales, Aspergillaceae. Gene Ontology annotation, molecular function: beta-mannosidase activity. Bases 1 to 2805 code for a protein of 934 amino acids. The record is from RefSeq and is a predicted model, not a curated record. The transcript has 5 exons. Gene Ontology annotation, biological process: carbohydrate metabolic process; glycoprotein catabolic process.